AUGAUGAAAAUAAUAGCCGACGUAUUCAUGACCAAUCUUGAAACAACAUUGAUGGAUAAAUUAAUUAAUGCAGGUGUUUGUGAAUGGCAUCGAUAUGUUGACGAUACCUUCGUACUUUUUAAUUCAAUUACUUGUAUCGAUAACAUAUUAUCAAUUCUGAAUAACUUUCAUCCGUCCAUCAAAUUUACUUACAAGAUUGAAGAUGGUGAUAAAUUGGAAUUCCUUGAUGUUCUUAUUACUCGAUCAACUGAAUGUCAAUUGUUUCAAACAACAAUCUAUCGUAAACCAACUUAUACCGGCUUGUUAAUGAAUUAUCACUCUUAUGUACCAAUGCAAUAUAAGAAAAGUGGUAUAAUUACUAUGGUAAAUCGAGCACUUAUUAUAUGUUCAACUUAUACAUCAUUAGCUGCUGAAUUUAAUGAAAUACGUCGAAUUGGAUUAUUGAAUGGUUAUACAUCAUCUUUCAUCGACACUAUCAUUGGCAUUAAACUUCGUCAAUAUCGAAAAAAGAACAAUGAUGUUAUACAAUCACCACAAACUGGAUCUGAUGUUAAAAAACGAAUGUAUGUUGAAAUACCAUUUAUAGAAAAUGCUACCAAAGAAUUUAGAAAUAAAAUAACGCAUUUAUGUAACAAACUUCGACCAGAUCUAGAUAUCCAAUUUUUCAUGAAACCACCACCAGCUGUUCAAAUGUUAUACCAAACGAAAGAUCCCAUUAAUAAGAAAAUGAAAUCUGAUGUCGUUUAUUCAAUAAAAUGUACAUAA
Molecule: messenger RNA, 765 nt
Organism: Rotaria socialis
Lineage: Eukaryota; Metazoa; Rotifera; Eurotatoria; Philodinida; Philodinidae
Source: the annotation of a GenBank genome assembly